CGCAGCAGGGGGAGCGCGCCCGGAGCUGGAGUCAGUCCCGGAGCGAGGAUGUGAAGGUGCGACUCGACUGAGCAGCGUUGUGUUGUGUGUAUCUGAGGGAAACAACCCACAUCACCACACGGCAACCACAGGAGCUUCAUUGGGAUUUCAUGAGCACAGGAAAAUAUCCUCGCUUCAUUUGUUUUUCAUUUAAAAAAAAAAAAAAAUGAUUUUACAUAUUUUUUAAACCAUCGCGCUGUGGCUGCGUGCACCUCCUCCAACAAUUGACUGGGGAGCAGUGUUGCGGAGAGUGAGGAGCAUCAUCUAUGUUUGCUGGAUAUCUCUUCUUCUUUUUUUAAAUAAUUGGCUCACACAGUUUGCAAGGGGCAAAGUGCUCCGCGAAGACCUCCUCUUGCUUUAUGGGAUUAUUUGCGACGAAGCCCCUUUGUUUUAGAUAAAACCACAUUGGGCAUCAUGAGUUUCAGAGCCUCGACGGGUGGCGGGCGGAGCUCUGGACCGAUCCGGUGCCAGCGAUGUCGGGAAGUCUGCAAAGGAGAGGUGGUGCGAGUACAAGAGACCCACUUUCAUGUCAAGUGCUUCACCUGCACCGUGUGUAACUGUGAUCUUGCACAAUCUGGCUUCUUCCAGAAGAAGGGCGAGUACAUCUGCACAGCAGACUAUCAGCGUCUGUACGGCACACGCUGCGACCGCUGUGACAGCUUCAUCACGGGGGAGGUGGUCUCCGCUCUGGGACGCACGUACCACCCCAAGUGCUUUGUCUGCAGUGUCUGCAGUAAACCCUUCCCCAUCGGAGACAGAGUGACGUUCAGUGGAAAGGACUGCGUGUGCCAGCACUGCUCGCGCACACUCGUCAAGCCAAAUGAACCAAUCAAGAUCCACGGGCCCAGCCACUGUGCCGGAUGUGCAGCCGAGAUCAAGCAGGGUCAGUCUCUCCUGGCGUUGGAGAAACAGUGGCACGUCAGCUGCUUCAGAUGUCAGACCUGCAACAUGGCACUCACUGGAGAAUACAUCAGCAAAGAUGGAGUGCCGUACUGUGAGGCAGAUUACCAUGCACAGUACGGGGUGAAAUGUGAGACCUGCAGCAGAUACAUCAGUGGAAGGGUUCUGGAGGCGGGAGGGAAACAAUACCAUCCGACCUGCGCCCGCUGUGCCCGCUGUAACAUGAUGUUCAAAGAGGGAGAGGAAAUGUAUCUGACAGGAUGUGAGGUGUGGCACCCAUUAUGCAAGCAAGCAGCGAGAGCAGAGAGGAGACUCAGGCACAGACGCCUGUCAGAGACGUCCAUCUCUCCACCAGGCUCCUCAGUCGGCUCUCCCAGCAGGGUUAUAUGUGCCAGAGUGCAGAAUGACAUCCUAGAUUAUAAGGACCUAGCAGCCCUGCCAAAGAUCAAGGCCAUAUACGAGGUCCAACAGCCAGACCUCAUAUCCUCCUCAUACCAGCCCUACCACAGAUACACCUCUGAUGAGAGGCUAGACACUUACAGCUAUGGGGAGUCACUCGGGACGCUCUCUCCCUAUUCUCAGGUAAGCAUUCUUCCUCCCAGGGACUAUGACAGCCUGGAUUUGAAGCAGAGGAGGUGCUCCAGUCCAGGAUAUAUAGACUCACCGACAUACAGUCGUCAAGGCAUGUCACCCAUCAUGCCUCGCUCCCCGCAGCACUAUGCCUACCCCGGCUCUGAGAGUGGCAGGAGUUCACCUUAUUACAGCCAAGAGGGGCGGUCAAGCACACCCACCACAAACCAGCCCCCUAAACAUUUUCAUGUACCAGCCACAGGGGACCCCAACAUCUACAGGAAGCCUCCAAUCUAUCAGAGAACUGCCACCAAAAGCAGGACCAGCGAGGACAUUCUCAGAUCCUCCAGACUGUCCACCUACUCUCCUGAGCCAUACACCCAGUCCGAGUCAGACUACUACCCAUACACCAGCUCCCCCAGAGCCUAUCGAGUACCGAGGAGACGCUUCUCGACAGGAGGAGAUGAAGAGAGUUGGAGUCACAGUCUUCAAAGAAUUGGGAGUGGCAUCGGGAGGAUGAUCCUAAAGGAGGAGAUGAAAGCCAGAUCUGGUUCCUAUGACAAUGACCCCUGGGGCAGUGCGAGGAAUUCGCGUAGUGGGAGCAAGGAAACACUCAACACCACAGGCUAUGGCACCACAGUGUACAACAACACCGUCAACGGCUCUCCACGUUCUCAGUACAGCACUGACAGUGAUUUUGUUUGUAAGUCCGCCUCACUACCAGGAUAUAGACGCAAUGGCCUCCAAAGGCCUCAGAGUGCAGACUGCUACCAGUACCAGUACGACAGUGGCAGUGAGGUCAACUGGGGAAGCAGAGCAGAGUACAAGAUUUACCCCUAUGAAGCCCUCAUUGUCACCACCAGGGGGCGCAACAGGCUGCCUAAAGAUGUAGACAGAGCCAGACUGGAGCGUCACCUGUCUCCAGAGGAGUUUGUUCAAGUGUUUGGUAUGACAGUGGAGGAUUUUGACCGACUGGCUCUGUGGAAGAGGAACGAGCUAAAGAAACAAGCUCGACUCUUUUAGCAAUGUACAGACAUCCACUGAACACUGCUAUAAGCAGAGCCAGGGACUUGACUGAGAGUAGAAAGAAAAAAUAAAGCCUUUUUUUUUUUAAAGACUACUCAGUUUCAAUGCCAUGGCUGAGAACCUGUUAAAGAUCUCCUCAAACGACGAACGAAAUUCCCGUCACAGCCGCUUGGACUUGUGGGAUGCCAAGGGAGAGCAGAGACAGAGACGUUACGCACAGAUGGACUGACAAACUGUGUCCUGGAUGCCAGUGAAGCUGUGACUGUGUGCUGUAGUGGAGUGUGUAUGCAAAAGAGACUUCAGUGUUGUGCUUUUCUCAAGCCUGAAGGAUGAAGGAAGGCACGACAGUGCCCCUACAAGGCCACACUGGGGGAAGUCUGGGAACAGAGCUGCAGUACUUACAAAUAUUGAGGAGAAUUUUGGUUUUGCCUUAUUUGUUAUGCUCUCUUAGUUACGAGUGUGCAGCACCAGCAAUCUGAAUGAGUAGAAUGUAGAAACAGCAUAUCAUUUAUGACACUUUAUCAGUGUGAAUGAUUAGAUGUGAAGAUCGAGUAUGUGAGCAUAUACAGCAUCACUUUGCUUUGGUUUAUAAGGAUGCAUUUUGUUUACCUGUUCCCCUGCUUUUGCUCUUUCACAUUAAAUGUGUACCUCUGGUUUAGAAUAAUUGAUACACACAGAAAAAACUAAUUAUGGAGCAAUCUGAGUUGGACACAACAUUUUCAAAUGUAUGUGCGACCUGCAUUUGUGUGAAAAUUAAAACCAAAGUGAGAAUGCAAAUAAACUGAUUAGCAGAUCACCUCAAUGUAAUGUUCUGGUAAAAUAGUCAAGGAUCAUCAAUAGAUUCAGUUCACUGUGCAGCUGUGUGGUAACCUAAAAUAAUGUGCAAUCCAGUAGAUUUAAUAGAUGAAGUAAACAUCAGUUCAGUCCUCCUGCUACACAUUUUCCCAACUCAUUGAGAUACCAUUAUGGCUAAAUGUUUUAGGAUGAGGAUUAUAGUCAUUCAUACAUUUUGAUUCACUAUUAUUUAUAUUGUUUUAGAAUGAUAAUCCAAUACUUUUGUUACUACAGAGAUUAUAUUCACUCACAGUAAAAUGCUCUGCAAGGUAUUUAACACAUUGAUAAAGAUUCAGGGUUGUUGAAGACUUUUCUUCCUUUGAAUACUGUUAUUUUUGAUUUUUGUCACUAAAAAUUCAAAUUCAAAUCAGAA
Molecule: messenger RNA, 3742 nt
Organism: Scophthalmus maximus (turbot)
Lineage: Eukaryota; Metazoa; Chordata; Actinopteri; Pleuronectiformes; Scophthalmidae
Gene: ablim3
Product: actin binding LIM protein family, member 3
Exons: 23
Coding region: 454-2532 (692 amino acids)
Biological process (GO): cytoskeleton organization; cilium assembly; lamellipodium assembly
Cellular component (GO): stress fiber; actin cytoskeleton
Molecular function (GO): actin filament binding
Source: RefSeq, a predicted model, not a curated record